This is a messenger RNA of Ficedula albicollis (Collared flycatcher), 741 nucleotides long. RefSeq names its product leucine-rich repeat extensin-like protein 5. Bases 1 to 741 code for a protein of 246 amino acids. The record is from RefSeq and is a predicted model, not a curated record. The transcript has a single exon. NCBI's taxonomy places the organism in Eukaryota, Metazoa, Chordata, Aves, Passeriformes, Muscicapidae.
AUGCCCCCAAAGAUCGCAUACUGGUGCCCCCAACCCCAUGGCAAUGCCCUCCACCCCAUACUGGUGCCCCCAACCCCAUGGCAAUGCCCUCCACCCCAUACUGGUGCCCCCAACCCCAUGGCAAUGCCCUCCACCCCAUACUGGUGCCCCCAACCCCAUGGCAAUGCCCUCCACCCCAUACUGGUGCCCCCAACCCCAUGGCAAUGCCCUCCACCCCAUACUGGUGCCCCCAACCCCAUGGCAAUGCCCUCCACCCCAUACUGGUGCCCCCAACCCCAUGGCAAUGCCCUCCACCCCAUACUGGUGCCCCCAACCCCAUGGCAAUGCCCUCCACCCCAUACUGGUGCCCCCAACCCCAUGGCAAUGCCCUCCACCCCAUACUGGUGCCCCCAACCCCAUGGCAAUGCCCUCCACCCCAUACUGGUGCCCCCAACCCCAUGGCAAUGCCCUCCACCCCAUACUGGUGCCCCCAACCCCAUGGCAAUGCCCUCCACCCCAUACUGGUGCCCCCAACCCCAUGGCAAUGCCCUCCACCCCAUACUGGUGCCCCCAACCCCAUGGCAAUGCCCUCCACCCCAUACUGGUGCCCCCAACCCCAUGGCAAUGCCCUCCACCCCAUACUGGUGCCCCCAACCCCAUGGCAAUGCCCUCCACCCCAUAGUGGUGCCCCCAACCCCAUGGCAAUGCCCUCCACCCCAUAGUGGUGCCCCCAACCCCAUGGCAAUGCCCUCCACCCCAUAG